GCUCUUGCCGAUUUGGUUUGUUUUAGGCCAUUAUUAUUAUUAUUUGGUCAUAUUUUUAAACAUUAGGAAACUUCAUUUCUUAAGUCCAAAACUUGACCCCGUCGACACCGCCGAGCACAUCUGUCCAAAACUUCGGCCACCUCACAUCUCUCCACGUGGCGGUAGACAGCAGCCUCUAAGAUCCGGUGCCGGUGCCUCUUACCUGGUUAAACUACUCAAAUAUUUAAUAUCCAAAUCUUGCUAAGUUUAUAGUACUACUACUAAUAAUAAUAAUAAUAUGUCAUGCUUUAUAAUUUAUCAUAUGUUAUAUUGAUGUCCAUUUGGUAUUUAAAAAAAAAGAAUAAUAAAAAGGAAAAAACAAAUUGACCCACUUUAGAGUAAUAAGUUAGUUGGGGAGUGAGGGUCAGACGGCCUGCUUGAGUAAGACUCAUUUGCCAUUUUUACACUUAUAUCUUUGGGUAUGUGGGUGUGGGGGGUGGUGGGAGCUGUAUAGAAAGUGACUUCUGCUUAUUCCACCUCCAAUUCCUUCUCUUCCUCUUCCCUUAUCUACCUUCAUCUUCUUCCUCUUUCAUUCAUUUUUUUUUUUUUCUUUGUUUCGAAGAAAGAAGAAAAUAAGAGAAAGAGAUAUGGGGAAUUGCCAAGCCAUAGAUGCUGCAGCACUGGUUAUACAACACCCAAGUGGGAAGAUUGAGAGGUUGUAUUGGAAUAUAAGUGCAAGUGAGGUUAUGAGAUUGAAUCCUGGUCAUUAUGUUUCUUUGAUUAUUCCAUUGCCCUUAUCCGAAAAUGAAGAAGAAAACAACAAAAACAACAACAACAACAACAACUACGAGCAGAAGACUGUCCGGUUCACCCGGGUUAAGCUUCUUCGGCCUAAUGAAACUCUUACUCUUGGCCAUGCUUAUCGGCUUGUCACUACACAAGAGGUUAUGAAGGUGUUACGGGCAAAAAAGUAUGCAAAAUCAAAGAAACAGCAACAGGAAACAGUAGAGAAGUCGGAGACAACAGCUUCUUCUGAGAAGCAGCUGAGUUCAAAGUGUGAGGAGGAAGAGGGGAAGUCUGAGAAGAAGACAUAUCAGGCUUCUAAACAUGAAAGACAGCGACCAAGGAUGACACCUGCGAAUGCUACUGUGACAAGGUCAAAAUCUUGGCGUCCAUCGCUGCAGAGCAUCUCUGAAGCUGCAAGCUGAUGGUUACUUUCGGAAUCUAGUUGCAAAAUGCAGACUAGCCUAUCAAUUUGUAAUGGACUGGCUCUUUCAUAGGUGGGAGUCCUCAAACAUGGAAAUGUAGAUUCACCAUCAGUCAUGGAGUUGCUCUACCAAAACUUUCAAAUCCAUCGAAAAACAUCGCGUCAAUUCAAACCGUGUUCAAGUAAUAAGACAUCUGUACAGCUACAACCCAAAAAAAAAAAAAAAAAAAAGUUGCCAUGAAUCUGACAUUCUAUUAGAAAUAAAUUUUUUUGUGAACAGACAUGGGUUUCACCUU
This is a messenger RNA of Ziziphus jujuba (common jujube), 1482 nucleotides long. RefSeq lists its product as uncharacterized. The transcript has 3 exons. The coding region runs from base 627 to 1187 and encodes 186 amino acids. The record is from RefSeq and is a predicted model, not a curated record. NCBI's taxonomy places the organism in Eukaryota, Viridiplantae, Streptophyta, Magnoliopsida, Rosales, Rhamnaceae.